Molecule: messenger RNA, 798 nt
Organism: Plasmodium adleri (nom. inval.)
Lineage: Eukaryota; Apicomplexa; Aconoidasida; Haemosporida; Plasmodiidae
Product: conserved Plasmodium protein, unknown function
Exons: 1
Coding region: 1-798 (265 amino acids)
Source: RefSeq, a predicted model, not a curated record
AUGGCAGAAAGCAGUUAUAGGGAUACACAAUUAUUCAAACCCAAUGGUGUGAAUAUCUUUGACAGCAAUCUUGGUAUGAACAACAAAUUAAGUGAGAAUAUAAGUGCAGAAGAAUUAUUUCAGUCAAAAAAUAUAUACCGAGAUGUAAAAUCGAAGGUUAUUCCUGGUCCUAUAAAAACAACUACAGUUGAGAAAGUAACAAAAAUACCUAAGAUAAUAUUUCGUGAAAGACAAAAAGAUAUAGUAAAGAAAGAAAAAAAAAUUAUUCAUAAAGAAGUUGAGAUAGAAAAAAUUGUUGAAGUUAUUGAAAAUAAGGAUGAAAUUGUAUAUAAUGAAGUGAAAGUACCAAAAUAUAUAGAUGUUCCUAUACUUCAACCAAGACAAGAAGUUCAUUAUCAACAGAUAUCAAAGAAUGUUCCACGAGGAGUAGAAUUAGUUAUUACACAAACUUUAGAAGUACCUAGAAUUAAACCUAAAUAUGUAGAAAUACCUGUACCUAUAUAUGUACCUUGUUAUAUUGAAGUACCAAUACCUGCACAAUAUAUUCCUAUUGAACAAAAUGAUGAUAAGGAACAUUUUACAUCUGGUAUAUCAAAUGCAUCUAAACUUUCUAAACAUCCACAUAUGCAAAACAAUUCUAUGGAAUUCCCACAUCAUUAUAAUAACCCUUAUGUGAUGAAUCCUAAUUUAAAUAUGAACGAUGACAAAUCUGUAUGUGCUAGUUCUAAAGCUUCCAUACAAAAUAUUUCUUCUGAACAAAAAAAUGUAGAAAAAAUGGUCAUUGCUGGGAAUUUAUAA